Molecule: messenger RNA, 1934 nt
Organism: Cajanus cajan (pigeon pea)
Lineage: Eukaryota; Viridiplantae; Streptophyta; Magnoliopsida; Fabales; Fabaceae
Gene: BRIZ1
Product: zinc finger (ubiquitin-hydrolase) domain-containing protein
Biological process (GO): Ras protein signal transduction; protein ubiquitination
Cellular component (GO): cytoplasm
Molecular function (GO): zinc ion binding; ubiquitin protein ligase activity
Source: RefSeq, a predicted model, not a curated record
UAACAGACAUAGGUUGGGUUAUAAGAAAGUGAAAUGUGGACACGUGCAGCAAGGGUUUUGUUUUGAUAAAAAAAGGUUGGGCCUAGUCAGCGGCGGUGAUUAACAGAUUGCAAUGGCCAUGUUCUUGCUCCGAGUCCACUCAGUGGACGCGGACCACCCUCUCCAUCCCGAAACCCUAUUGGAAUCUGAAUGGAAGGCUAAAUUGAGGGAACGCAGAGGAGCACUGCACUUGUUCCGAAGCUCUUCGCAGUCGCACUCAAGCCACAGCUCUCUCCUCUUGGUCCUGGCCGUCCCCAACUACCUCUCCUUCCACGACUUCAUCCUCUUCUGUGGACCCCACCUCGACCCUCUCCACCACCUUCUCUUUAUCAGGAACGACGGCACCGAAGAUCGCUACAGCGUCUUGCUCCACUUCGUUGACCAGUUCGCCGCCGAUCAAUUUCACACCAACUUCAACGCCAAGAAGUUUUCCCCUGCCGAGGCGGAGGUCUGCCAUAUUUUAUUUCUGCAAUCGGUGGAGUAUUCGGAAUAUGCGGAAGUUGCAGGGACUCCUCCUCCUGAUUGUACGGAAAUUCCAACUUGUCCAGUUUGUCUUGAGAGGUUGGACCCGGAUACGAGUGGGAUACAAGCAACACUGUGUGACCACUCGUUUCAAUGCCCUUGUGUCUCCAAGUGGACCUACUUGUCUUGUCAGGUUUGUCGAUUCUGUCAGCAACAGGAUGAGAAACCAAACUGCUUUAUUUGUGGAACUUUAGAUGACCUCUGGGUUUGUAUGAUUUGUGGAUUUGUUGGAUGUGGAAGAUAUAAAGAAGGACAUGCUAUUCGGCAUUGGAAAGAUACUCAGCAUUGCUAUUCUCUUGAUUUUAAAACACAGCAAAUUUGGGAUUAUGUGGGUGACAGUUAUGUCCAUCGACUGAACCAGAACCAGUCUAAAACUGAUGGCAAGUUGGAGGAGAUGAAUUUACGCUGUAUGUCACUGGAAGGAGAUUGUGGUAUGUGUGAAUGUCGUGAAGAUUUAGGAAUUAAUGGGGCCCUUUUCAACAGCAAAGUUGAAACCAUUGUGGAUGAAUACAACCGUCUUCUUACAUCUCAGUUGGAGACACAAAGACAAUAUUAUGAAUGUUUACUAGUAGAGACAAAAAGUAAAUUGGAAAGUUCCAUGUCUGAAGCAGUGGAGAAAGCUGCAGCUUCUGAAAUGCAGGAUAUCCAAAAUGAACUUGAAAAGUCUACAGAAGAAAGAAAUGCCAUUGCUGAGGUCAAUCAGAAACUCAUAAAAAAUCAAGAGGUUUGGCGUAAGAAGGUUAAAGAAGCUGAAGAGAGGGAAGCUACAUCAAUUAAAUUGGUGAAUGAGAAAAUAAUUGAUUUGGAGGAACAGAUUAGAGAUAUCAAGAUUUUUCUACAAGCGCAAAAGACAAUCGAUAAAAUGUCAGAUUCAAAUGGAAUCAAGGAGGGAAAAGUCCUACCGGUUGCCUAUGAACAAUCUUCUCCAGGCCACAGUAAGAGAAAUAGAAAGUCUGGUCGAAGGCGGAAUUAGUUGCUACCUCAACCUGAACACAUGUUCGAACUUAUGGAUAUUUUGCUUUUUAGAAGGGAAGGACACUGCUUUUGAUUAUUACACCGAUACUUGUUAAGGGCCCAAACAUUUGAUGUUUGCUCUGCAUAUGGAGGCAUAUCCAACUCAUGACCUUGGAUUGCUGUCUGCAUAUUUUAGAUGUAUAGUUGAUGCUUGUAAACAGUUAGUCUGUAACGCGUUCGUGAUUUUGGUGGUAGCUGACCUGGCUGCUAUAGUAAAAAUUAGCAAGCGACAAUUCAGUUCCAUUGCAAUGUCAGUCGUACUUUCUCAACACUUAAAUUUUUUCUUCAGUAAAUUCUUUAUUGUUGAUAGAAAUUUAUCAAGAUUCAACAAGUGAUAUGAAUUCCAUUCCAUAUUGAAU